AUGCCGACCCUGAUGUUUUCGUUACUGCUCAUCAUCGCGCACGCCGAUUGGGCGGACACCUUUUCGAUCAUCGGAGACCCGGACGAGCUAUCGACUCCGCCGCCGCUCUCCGGCGAAGCCGGUGCGGGCGGUUUCUCCGAUUCAUCUUUGUCCCGUUGCCAUCAUCGAGGCCUCGUGGGCAUAAGGGAGCUGGCUUGUUAA
Colletotrichum higginsianum IMI 349063 is the source of this 201-nucleotide messenger RNA. RefSeq lists its product as uncharacterized. The record is from RefSeq and is a predicted model, not a curated record. NCBI's taxonomy places the organism in Eukaryota, Fungi, Ascomycota, Sordariomycetes, Glomerellales, Glomerellaceae. The coding region runs from base 1 to 201 and encodes 66 amino acids. The transcript has a single exon.